AUGCCCAACAGCCCCAUCUUUCAAACCGUACCGGUCGAGAAGCGUGAGCAGGGCGAGCAUGUGACCAUGGCAUCACUCGGUCGACACGUCGCCGACCCGCUCUUCAAGGCCCACCGCGACACGUGGAUCACCGAGGCCGACAUCAAGGAGAUUGCGUCCUACGGCCUCAACACGGUGCGCGUGCCCGUCGGGUGGUGGAUUUACGAAGAUCCCAACGACCCAGCGUGGGAGAGCUUUUCGCCCGGCGGUCUGGCGUACCUCGACAACCUCAUCAACAACUGGGCUGCGAAAGCCAACGUCGCGGUGCUCGUUGGCAUGCAUGCAGCCAAAGGCUCGCAGAACGGCGAGGGCCACAGCGCCCCACCAAAACCCCGCGAGUCCCACUUCACCAACGACGCCGAAAACGUCUACGCCACCAUGCAGUCGGCCCUCUUUCUCAUGAACCGGUACAAGUCGAGUCCGGCGUUCAUCGGUCUCGAGAUGCUCAACGAGCCAUCCGUUCACGCAGACCGCGUCUACAACAUUGACCGGAGCAAGGUCAAGCUCUACUACAAGCACCUCUACACCAAGCUACGGUCCAUCUGCGCCGACUGCGUCAUCAUGCUCUCGCCGUACUUGAGCGAACAGUACGAGUCGUUUGGGAACGAGUGGGCCAACCUUCUGCCGGCAGCGACCAACAACUGGAUCGACUGGCACAAGUACCUCAUUUGGGGCUUUGAGAACUGGAACGUCAACGACAUUAUCAACGUCGGGACGCAGUGGAUCGCCAACGACAUUACGCUCUGGCAGAGCAUGCGGCCGACGCCCGUCUUCGUCGGCGAGUGGAGCCUUGCGACGAUGAACAACGCCAAGGCCGGCUGGACCUACUGGAGCUGGAAGAUCGACUCGUCGGACUGGAGGACCUUUGGCUGGAACAUGCAGUCGCUUUUGAGGAAGGGCACAAUCAAGUUGCACGGUUUUGUGUAA
This is a messenger RNA of Saprolegnia parasitica CBS 223.65, 966 nucleotides long. RefSeq lists its product as hypothetical. The record is from RefSeq and is a predicted model, not a curated record. Gene Ontology annotation, biological process: glucan catabolic process. The transcript is spliced from 4 exons. Gene Ontology annotation, molecular function: beta-glucosidase activity. Gene Ontology annotation, cellular component: cell surface; extracellular region. Bases 1 to 966 code for a protein of 321 amino acids. Lineage: Eukaryota; Oomycota; Saprolegniomycetes; Saprolegniales; Saprolegniaceae.